Molecule: messenger RNA, 2210 nt
Organism: Zalophus californianus (California sea lion)
Lineage: Eukaryota; Metazoa; Chordata; Mammalia; Carnivora; Otariidae
Gene: BCKDK
Product: branched chain keto acid dehydrogenase kinase
Exons: 12
Coding region: 302-1540 (412 amino acids)
Biological process (GO): protein phosphorylation; regulation of glucose metabolic process
Cellular component (GO): mitochondrion
Molecular function (GO): pyruvate dehydrogenase (acetyl-transferring) kinase activity
Source: RefSeq, a predicted model, not a curated record
CCAAGGCCACAUGACGUCACGGCGGCAGAGGGCGCAGGCGGCUCGGCUAUCCCGGCCGGUCGACUGUUGGGCCGUUCCGCUCGGCCCUCGGCCCUGGCCCUGGCCCUGGCCCCGCGAUGGGAGCUGCUCCCUGGGGGCUGAGCUUGUCAGCAUCCUUGACCUGCAGUCGCUCCUGAAGUCAGAAAAGAGCCCCUGCCCACCCAACACCCCCCUUGCCCCGCUUUGGGGUCGCCUCGGUGUAUCUGGUCCUCUGCGCUAGCGGCCACCUAGUCCAAAAAGAAACAAAGGAGCAGAGAGGACGAUGAUACUGGCGUCCGUGCUGGGGAGUGGUCCCCGGAGCGGACCUCCACUCCGGCCCUUACUGGGGCCUGCACUCUCGCUCCGGGCCCGCUCCACAUCAGCCACCGAUACGCACCACGUGGAGAUGGCGCGGGAGCGCUCCAAGACUGUCACCUCCUUUUACAACCAGUCGGCCAUCGAUGUGGCAGCGGAGAAGCCCUCAGUCCGCCUCACUCCGACCAUGAUGCUGUAUUCAGGCCGCUCUCAGGAUGGCAGCCACCUUCUGAAAAGUGCCCGGUACUUGCAGCAAGAGUUGCCAGUGAGGAUCGCUCACCGCAUCAAGGGCUUCCGUAGCCUUCCUUUUAUCAUUGGCUGCAACCCUACCAUACUGCACGUGCACGAGCUGUACAUCCGUGCCUUCCAGAAGCUGACAGACUUCCCUCCGAUCAAGGACCAGGCGGACGAGGCCCAGUACUGCCAGCUGGUGCGACAGCUGCUGGACGACCACAAGGAUGUGGUGACCCUCUUAGCUGAGGGCCUGCGCGAGAGCCGGAAGCACAUAGAGGAUGAGAAGCUUGUCCGCUACUUCUUGGACAAGACACUGACUUCGAGGCUUGGGAUCCGCAUGUUGGCCACACAUCAUCUGGCGCUGCAUGAGGACAAGCCCGACUUUGUUGGCAUCAUCUGCACUCGCUUAUCGCCAAAGAAGAUUAUUGAAAAGUGGGUGGACUUUGCCAGACGCCUAUGUGAGCACAAGUAUGGCAAUGCCCCCCGCGUCCGCAUCAACGGACAUGUGGCCGCCCGUUUCCCCUUCAUCCCUAUGCCGCUGGACUACAUCCUGCCUGAGCUCCUCAAGAAUGCCAUGAGAGCCACGAUGGAGAGUCACCUAGACACUCCUUACAAUGUCCCAGAUGUGGUCAUCACCAUCGCCAACAAUGAUAUCGAUCUCGUCAUCAGGAUUUCAGACCGGGGCGGGGGAAUCGCUCACAAAGAUCUGGAUCGGGUUAUGGACUACCACUUCACUACAGCUGAAGCCAGCACCCAGGACCCCCGGAUCAGCCCCCUUUUUGGCCACCUGGACAUGCACAGUGGCGGCCAGUCCGGGCCCAUGCAUGGCUUUGGCUUCGGGCUACCCACCUCACGGGCCUACGCGGAGUACCUCGGUGGUUCCCUUCGGCUGCAGUCCCUGCAGGGCAUUGGCACAGAUGUCUACUUGAGGCUCCGGCACAUCGACGGUCGAGAGGAAAGCUUCCGCAUCUGACCCCAUAUCCCUUGGCCUACUUGCCUGCCUAGCCUGGGCCCUCCACCCUGCCAGGACCUUCUGGGUGAGGCAGGGUGCCACCCUGCUCCACAUGCUGCUGCAUCUUGGGUCUUAGGGCCCCAAACAGAUGGAAUUACAUGGAGCCCGGUGCCACCCCUCCUCUACAGAGGCCCACUGCUUCCCUGCCUCCAGGCCUUGGAGGAGAGGAAGUGGGGACCCUUGAGACCUCCAACACCAGCUCCGUUAUUCUCGUUUCUGGGGAACCCCUACCUUGACCUGCUGUUUGUUAUUAAAGUUCACAUUUUGAAUGCCCUCUUGGGCCCCGUGUGUGGGGAGGGCAGGUGGGCUUUUGUUUCCACCCUGUUCUGGUUCCCUGGGCCCUUGGGUUUAAGUAGCUCGUGUCCCAGUCUCGAACUGUCCAGACAGCCUGUCAGGCCAGGUAUAGAAUUGCCCCCAAAUCUCUUUUCAUUUAGCAAAUGCUAAAUUUCAUGUAACAGAUGUUUCUGGGUCCCAGGCGAUAUCGAAGGCCCAAGUUGGCCCAGCUUCAGGCCUCAGUUCUGACACUUCCCUUAUUGAGUCACAGGUUCUGGAGGUGAAGGUUACCAGACUGGGCAACCUCCUGAGCCACCUGAUUCCUGAGCCUGAGUGAGGUUAAAAAUACUGCCUGCCA